Cyphellophora attinorum is the source of this 1152-nucleotide messenger RNA. RefSeq lists its product as uncharacterized. Gene Ontology annotation, molecular function: SNAP receptor activity. The record is from RefSeq and is a predicted model, not a curated record. Gene Ontology annotation, biological process: retrograde vesicle-mediated transport, Golgi to endoplasmic reticulum. NCBI's taxonomy places the organism in Eukaryota, Fungi, Ascomycota, Eurotiomycetes, Chaetothyriales, Cyphellophoraceae. The coding region runs from base 1 to 1152 and encodes 383 amino acids. The transcript has a single exon. Gene Ontology annotation, cellular component: endoplasmic reticulum; SNARE complex.
AUGUCGCACACGCUCGCCCGCAAACUCCAACUCCUCCACGACAGCCUCAAAACAACCCUCUCCCAAAUCCAACACCUCCAAUCCCUCCCCCCAGCAUCAACAGACAGCGACCGCCUCGACCUAGCAAACGAUAUCCACGCCAGCCUCAAAGAACACGAAGACACCCUCGAGCUCCUCCGCCAAGAACUCGACGACGAUGCACCUCCAGCCACUCGCCGCACCGCCGCCAGCGCCGCCCAAGUCGAGAACGAGCGCAACGCUGACCAAAUCGCCCGCCUACAGGAAGAUCUCCGCUCUGCGCGUGCAAAAUUCCGGCGUGCGCAACUACAGGCGAAGCGCAGCGCCGACAACGCGAAAUUGAAAGAGCGGGAAGCGCUGUUCAAGCGAAACAAUGCCGCGGACGAGAGUGGUAGCACACCAACACCGCACAGUAGACGACCGGGCCAGGAACGAUUGACCAAGGAAGAUAUCGAGCGCAACGCCGCGGAAGAUGUCACGCGAGCGCUCCGACGGACGCAUAAUGCGAUGACGGCGAAUAUAGGGCAGAGUCAGGCUACGCAGCAGGCGCUCGAUGAGACGCAGGAGAUGCUCAAGGGCUUAGCGGAGACCUAUGGGGGCACGGGGGAUAUGUUGAAGAAUUCAAGGGCGUUGGUCGGGAGUUUGGUGAGGAGUAAUAAGAGUGAUACGUGGUAUUUGCAGACAAGUUUCUAUCUGAUGGUUGUUACGAUUGCGUGGUUGGUGUUUAGGAGGUUGCUUUAUGGGCCGCUUUGGUGGUUGGUGUGGCUGCCCAUUAAGUUGUUGUGGAGUUUGAUGGCCGUUGGCAUGGGUGCAGUUGCGGGUGGAGGUGGUGCGUUGACGAAUGGCACGUUAAGUCACGCAAGUGUGCCGACGUCGAUACCCGGGCAGCAGGUUACGGUGGAUAUUGGGUCGAUAUUUGGUGGGAAGCGAGGCGAGGAUGCGGCCAAGCAUGCUGAUGCGCCGCCGCAUGUAGAGGAAGUGGGCAGAAUGGCGGAAGCAGCUGCAGAUGGGGAGACGAAUGUCAAUGAUACCCCGGAAGAGGAACGGCAACGGCAGGAAGAGAUGCCAAGAAAUCCGAAGAAGCGGAUGAUGGAGGUCGAUAUGGAGGCAGAUCGACGGAGAGAUGAGCUAUGA